UCGCACGCUUCGCAUAUCUUUCACUCUCUGGGGAUCCACAUUGCUCAUGGAUCGCUUUGGGAGAUUCUUCAUAGUUCGUACGUGAAGGGUGGUUUAGCUUUGGGGGCUCUAUUGGGACCAGGACGAGAGUUACUCUUUGAUGGCCUAAAUGCGUUUAAGAAGGGGUCGCCUAACAUGAACUCUCUCGUGGGAUUUGGUUCUAUAGCCGCAUUCAUCAUUAGUUCCAUCCCGCUACUUAACCCCAGCCUAGCAUGGGAUGCAUCCUUCUUUGAUGAACCGGUCAUGCUUCUUGGUUUCGUGCUUCUGGGACGUUCUCUGGAGGAAAAGGCAAGGAUCCAGGCAUCUAGCGAUAUGAAUGAACUGCUUUCACUUAUAUCUACUCAGUCAAGACUUGUGAUUACUUCAACAGAAGGUUCUCCUUCUACUGACACUGUGCUUUGCUCUGAUGCAAUUUGUGUUGAAGUCCCAACUGAUGAUAUUCGAGUAGGUGAUUCAGUGUUGGUGUUGCCUGGAGAAACUAUUCCUAUAGAUGUAAGCCUUUCUGAUUUCUAUUGGUAUUCUGUUUAUCUUAAAUAAAAAAAAGCAUGAAGUUAAUUUUGUGGUACCUGAAUUGGUGAGAGUGCACACAUAUCAUUGCAUUAAAUUUGUAGUCUCUAGGACCAAAUGCUCAAUUACUAGGAUGUGCCUAAUAUGCCAACAAUGUCCUAUAAUAAUAACAUUGUUAUGAAAACAUUCAUUC
This is a messenger RNA of Vigna umbellata (rice bean), 739 nucleotides long. The record is from RefSeq and is a predicted model, not a curated record. NCBI's taxonomy places the organism in Eukaryota, Viridiplantae, Streptophyta, Magnoliopsida, Fabales, Fabaceae.